GAGUUUCAGAGGGCAUGCAGUGGACUUGCCUGACAAUGAUCCUCGUGUUCAAAGGAUUGCUACAGGUUAUUGGGAGCCUGAACAAAUCUUUGUCUCUCUUUCAUCAACCCAUGAUUCUGUCUGGAUUUCUUGGAUUACAGGUCUAUUUCUCCCUCUCUUUCUCUCUUUUUUUCUUACCAAAAAAAUUUAAGAUUUUGGAACUUCCAUUUCAUAUAAUCAUUACACUUAAAUAGGUAGCCUCUUAUUUAAGUAUUUAUAAGAUUUUGUCACCCGCUUUGAGCUUCGGCAGAGACAUGGGUAGGCACUAGCUUUGUCCGUUCAAAAAAGGUAAAUUCACCUUAUAAUUUCUUUAGGAUUUAUAAAAUUACAAAACAAUAUAAUGGUUAAUUUAUACUUUCAUCUUUCCCAAAAAUCUACUGUUAACUUUUGACCUCCUUUAAGCUUUAAGGAAAUCUGACGUGCAUCUUUCCGGCUAAACCAAAUGGUUCUAGUGUUGCGUAGGAACCUUCUAUAACGUGGGGAGACAGUGACAAAUCCUUGAAAAUAGUUAGGGGAAUUUCAAAUAGGAGAAAAUAUAAAAGAAAUGGAUCCAAAAACGGUGGGAAGUGUUGUAAAAUAUGGGAGGUGGAGAUUUGGAAUGACAAAGAGAGCAAUGGGGCAUUCAUUAGUUUAUAGCCAACUUUAUCCAUUUAAAGGCCUCCAAAAUUAUACCUCUGGAAUUAUUCACCAUGUUCGCCUCACUGGUUUAAAACCCAACACCUUCUAUUACUAUCAAUGUGGAGACCCUUCAAUCCCAGCAAUGAGCGAUGUUCAUUAUUUCCGAACAAUGCCGGCCUCCGGUCCAAGGAGUUAUCCGGGAAGAAUUGCAAUCAUCGGAGACUUGGGGCUCACGUAUAACACAACUUCAACAAUUGAUCACCUUAUGAGCAAUCACCCGAACCUGGUGCUGUUAAUCGGCGAUGCAAGCUAUGCCAACUUGUAUCUCACCAAUGGCACCGGUGCCGAUUGCUACUCUUGCGCUUUCUCCGAUACUCCUAUUCACGAAACGUAUCAGCCUCGUUGGGAUUAUUGGGGCCGGUUUAUGCAGCCUUUGGUGUCUAAGGUUCCCUUGAUGAUGAUAGAAGGGAACCAUGAAAUAGAAGAACAGAUUGAGAAGAAGACAUUUGCGGCUUAUAGUGCUCGAUUCGCAUUUCCAUCGGAGGAGAGCGGAUCAUCGUCGACAUUCUAUUAUUCUUUUAAUGCAGGUGGCAUUCAUUUCGUGAUGCUCGGUGGUUACACCGACUAUAACAAAUCAGGGGAUCAAUACCAGUGGUUGAAGAAGGACCUUGCAAAAGUUGAUAGAAAAGUGACUCCAUGGUUGGUUGCAACAUGGCAUCCUCCAUGGUACAGUACAUAUACUGCACAUUAUAGAGAAGCUGAAUGUAUGAGGGUAGCAAUGGAAGAUUUAUUAUACAAAUACGGAGUUGAUAUAGUCUUCAAUGGACAUGUUCAUGCCUACGAGAGGUCGAAUCGAGUGUAUAACUACAACUUGGAUCCUUGCGGUCCUGUUCAUAUUACGAUUGGUGAUGGUGGCAACCGAGAGAAAAUGGCAAUUACACAUGCUGAUGAACCCGGAAAUUGCCCCAAACCAUCGACAACUCUGGAUAAAUUUAUGGGUGGGUUCUGUGCAUUUAACUUCACAUCAGGGCCGGCAAGUGGUAAAUUCUGCUGGGAUAGGCAGCCUGAUUAUAGUGCAUAUAGAGAAAGCAGCUUUGGACAUGGAAUCCUUGAGGUGAAAAAUGAGACUCAUGCACUGUGGACAUGGUACCGUAAUCAAGAUGCUUAUGGGACUACUGGUGAUGUGGUUUAUAUAGUUAGGCAACCUGAUAGAUGCCCUGUUGAACCCGACGUAAUUAAUUAGGAGUAAAUUCCAAAGCUUAAUUAAGUUGAUUCAUCUGCAGUCACCAUUAAAAAGUGAUGCCAAGGAAGUUUAGGUUUGAAUCUCGGCAUCUGUCCUCAGACUAUGAUUUCUUUUAUACCAAUAAAUAUCUUUCAAAGCUAUAAAUACACAUUAAACAUCAAAAUCAUACAGCUGAUAAAUCACAAAGGGAUUAUGUACGUAUGUAUGCAUGCAUGUAUGUUGGCUUCUAAAGAUUGAAAAGUAAAUAAUUAAGGAUUCAAAAGGAACAUUAUUGUGAUAUAAUUUGCAGGUUCGUAAUUUUAAUUAAAUGAAAUAAGUUUGAUGUAA
Gossypium raimondii (Peruvian cotton) is the source of this 2227-nucleotide messenger RNA. RefSeq names its product purple acid phosphatase 15. The transcript is spliced from 6 exons. Gene Ontology annotation, molecular function: acid phosphatase activity; metal ion binding. The coding region runs from base 584 to 1900 and encodes 438 amino acids. The record is from RefSeq and is a predicted model, not a curated record. NCBI's taxonomy places the organism in Eukaryota, Viridiplantae, Streptophyta, Magnoliopsida, Malvales, Malvaceae.